Melitaea cinxia (Glanville fritillary) is the source of this 2097-nucleotide messenger RNA. It is a transcript of the gene bif, whose product is annotated as histone-lysine N-methyltransferase 2D. Gene Ontology annotation, molecular function: microtubule binding. Bases 1 to 2097 code for a protein of 698 amino acids. The transcript is spliced from 5 exons. The record is from RefSeq and is a predicted model, not a curated record. NCBI's taxonomy places the organism in Eukaryota, Metazoa, Arthropoda, Insecta, Lepidoptera, Nymphalidae. Gene Ontology annotation, cellular component: nuclear membrane; rough endoplasmic reticulum membrane. Gene Ontology annotation, biological process: neuronal signal transduction; chemotaxis.
AUGAUGGUGGAAACCAUCCUCGAGUCCUCUCAGGACUUUGGCAUGUCGAACGGCGCCCUACCACAAUGGAAGCGCGAGCUUCUUCAAAGACGUGCAGCGCGCGCCCGGCCGCCUGCGCCCCCCGCGCCGCCCGCCCCGCCCCCGCCGCCGCCCGCCGACGACGACGACGAGGAGCUCCGCUACGGGCCCGGCAUCGUCAAGAGGCUCAAGUCGCGCUACCUGAGCCUGGCGCUGCGCGAGGCCCCGCGCCGCCGGCCUUCGGUCCUGCGCCGCGCCGCCUCGCUCGAGCACCUGCUGGACGAGCGGCCGCCGCCCGCGCCCCGCCCGCACGCGCGCCCCGCCCGCCCCGUGUCGCUCGCGGCGCCGACCUACGCCGCGCUGUCCGCGCCGCCGCCCCGCCGCGACCUAGUGAAGCGCGCCCGCUCCGUGGACGCACUCAGCCGCCUCGACUCCCGCGAGGACGCUCCUGCACACGUCCCGCUGCAGCCGCCCCCGCAACCGCCGCCGCCCCCGCCCUCGCCGCCGCCGCCCGCGCCCCGCACGGCGCGCCCCCCGCGCCGUCCGACACCGCUGUUGCGCGAGACCGAGCGACCGCCCGCCGACGUCGUCCGCUCGACGCUCAGGAAGUUCGAGUCCGCUCCGCCGCGGAGGACGGCGCCGGCCGCGCGCGUGUCCGCCGUCCUCCGCGGCCUCGAAGCUCUGCCGCGCAGCUCCACGCCGGAGCCCCGGGGCCGGUCGCCGAGCCCGGCGGCCGCCGACCUGUCCGCCAUCGACGAGCCCGAGGGGGCCGCCGCGUCGACUCCGUGCGAAACCAAGCAGGUCUCGCAGGCCGCACUGGAGGGCAUAGCUCGCGCGGGCUCCACGGUGCGCUACUCUUUCGAAGCGCCCAGGCGCGGUUCUCACCUGCCGCCCGUGUCGGCCACCAACCCGGUCCUGCUGGGGAGGUCGCGCCUGUCCGCUUCCCCCCGCCGCGUCGGCGUGAUCCGCCCGAUGCUGGCGCCCGCGCUCGACCGAUCGGUCUCUUCCCCGACGCCCGCUCUGGACGACACCGACGAAAAGGAUGACGUCCAACGAAUCGCUUCGCCGCUGCCCUACGAUAACGAUAAUUCGACUAAAAAAGAUCCGCCGCCCUCCGCUCUUGUCGAACCAAUAGUUCGAUCGACGCCCGAGGAGAGCGCCCCGAUCGUCCCGCAGACCAAUGGAAAUUCUGUCGCACAAAUUAUCCGCGAACUGACUCCGGAGCCGGAAGCGAAGCCGCCGGCGCCCGCCCCGGCAGACACGCCAAAGAUUCCACCCGCAAAAACUCUCAUGAAUGGUCACGCAACUCCGCCGAAGCCGGUCGACGUCAAAGUCAAAGGAACGUACUCGAAAAUCGGCGCCGCCGGUAUAGAGCGCGCCUGGACCGGCGCCGAAGAGAAGAAGACCAGCGUCGUGGUGAAGGACAAGAAGGAGAACGGCGAGACGAAGAGCGUGGUGGCGCCGUGGGCCCGGGGGGGUGAAGCGGGGGUGGGCAGCCCGGCGACGGGCCGCAAGCCGCGCGCCCCCCCACCCUCGUCCACCUCCGUCGUGUUCAACUUCUCAAACCGGAAGGAAGUGCCCGACUACAUCGAGAACGACGGGAUCAUACUACGCGCCAACCGCCGGAACAGAUUCAAGGCCGGCGAAGCGGGCAUAGUGGUGCUUCGGCCCGAGGCACUGGCUCCCGACUCGGAGGACGAGGAGGAGGACGCGCGGCCGCCGUCGCCGUGCAGCGUGCGCUUCGUCAACGACAACGUGCUCAUCAACGGGAAGUCCUCCAUGGCCAUCCGGAUCUGCAGGGACAGGGCCGCUAAGUUAAAACUGCAAUUCGACGAUUCCUUGACCCGCACGUUCGAGUACCCGUCAGAGACGUCGCUGUGCGAGGACAGUCCGUCGCCCACCGCCAACGCCAACGCCAACACGAACGCCAACGCUAGCGCCAACACGCCAACCCCCACCGACCUGAACGCCAACAACAACAAUGGCGAUGCGCCCCAACAGAUCGCCCAACCAGCUCACCUCGCACCGCUCGUCGCUAACACACAUAUCGAUAACGAUUUUAACAAAAGCAUAAAUUAA